This is a messenger RNA of Somion occarium, 1976 nucleotides long. NCBI's taxonomy places the organism in Eukaryota, Fungi, Basidiomycota, Agaricomycetes, Polyporales, Cerrenaceae. The record is from the annotation of a GenBank genome assembly.
GUUUACUCUUUUUCUUCUUCCUAAUUUUGUAUUGUGAGUACUUUACACACAGCCUAGUAUCUACAUUUGUUCCUUUACAUAUACAUCGCCCAUUGUCGUUUGAAUUGGCCCGGCACGGAUGUUUAAACGUUUAUGGACCGUGACGCUCACAGCUUUCUGCGGAAAGUGACCCUUGGCUGCAUGCGACCUCGUAUUUAUGCCUAGAAGUACCGGUACUACUUGACUGCUCUCUGCAAUCUAACGAACAUGUCCUCCCGUAAUCCCUUUCUUUCAAGUCCAAAUACAAACGGUAAUCGAGAUGCAUCCGGCAGCACUGUUUCGCCUUCCAACGCCUCCAUCUCUGCUGAUAGAUCAAACGAUACCACUUCACGCGAAACAGCCUCGCUUCACCACGAGGAGUCUUCAGGGAGUUCAAGCAGCCUUAAUAUCCCUGAUGCGUUGUCGGAAGAACUUCCACCCGCAUACACACCCACUCCUGACGUGUACCAGGGCGAGACAUCGAUUGAAUUUGGUCCUGCAAGGCCAUUCCAGCAACCACUGCGACCAGUGGUUCCGGUCGCACCAUCACGAGUGUCACCUCAGCAAACAGGCAGACAGUGGCCUCCGCCUAGUUGGGCAGGAUAUCCAGGAAAUGUAUCGAGGCAGCCUACAGGUCGCCCACCUCCUCCGAGACAUCCUCUGGUAUCUGCAGCAUCUAGAGUAGCAUCUCCUUACUUUAUCCCCCACCAACCGGUCUCGUCACCACCAUCACGGCCAAUCUCAGAGUUUGCUCAAGAGUUCUAUGCUGCCGGCGGAACCGCAAAUCCGGAAACGUUGUUUGGAGGAUCGAGUUCGCAAUAUACUUCUCAACCGAAUUCUCCUUCAGAUUCGUCAUCACCUCGGCAAUACCUUCACCCUCCUGAAACUCCUCCAAGGCAUUCACAGCCAAAUGAAAGCAAUUCGAAUGAAAUUCCAGAUGAUGGAAAGCCAACGAAGACACCAGUACCUGGUCAUCCACUGCUGAAAGAUGGAAGAGUGCUUGUCUAUCCUGCUGGCUUCGAAUGUCAAAAGUGUCAUAAUACAGGAUAUAAGAAUUAUGAUCCUUCGCAACCGCACAAGAAAUGCUGGAAUAAAUACAGUAGACCGUACGCCGGUGCCAUCACGUAUACCCCUUGGAAUUCAGCUUCCAAUGCCUCUCAUGCGUCUACCCAGUACCAACGCCCGCUUCCUUCGUUCAGGCCCCCGCAGUCAUCGUUACGUUCAUCAGGAGGACUCCAUCAAUAUUCUUCUUCUCUCGGCUCGCUCAACGUUCCGUUAAACUCAGGUCUCUCACGAUCGUCAUCCACAUCGCGGAUACACAGUGGAUACCCAGGGGCGUCAGCGCCUUCACAAUCUCGGGUCAUACCUACACCUGGUGGGGGUGUCCCUAUGUCACCAUAUCUUGAUGGGCUCCAACGGCCCACUGCUUAUGGCAGUAAUCCAUCAAAUACUCGUUCGCCUCCAGUAACCGUUCAGUUGCCAGGGAUGGGUCGACCACCGCCCGGCGCUGUGGUCGUACGCCCCGGUGACCCACGGCUGGGUGGACAUUUAUGUUGGAGGUGCGGCGGCAGCGGGACAGUUUCCUUUUUGCUUUUCGAUGAAACUACCUGUGGCGUAUGUGGUGGUGUCGGACGGACUUUCUAGACUUUACGCUUGAUUUGGGCUCUCAGCUUUACGGCUUUACACUCUAAACCCAGGGUCUGCUAUUACAUUCUAUUCAUUUCUCAUACAUACGCAUUAUAUUCCAUGAUGUAGCAUCAGCCAUGAUCUUUACUGUAUCGGGUAGAUUGCAUUCUUUUCGCCACGGCGGCAAACCCCGAUGUAUAGUAGCCUCAUGGCUGAGUCUGCGUGGGCGUCAUUGAUCGUCUCCCAUCCAAAAGCCUGAAGGCUCUUCUGUGAGAAAUAUUGCCGCAUGUUCGCCACCGCCAUGACUCGUCAAAUAUAGCCUAUCUCAGCAA